CUGCUAGGCCGGAUGGAACGCACCUAAACGAUCAGCUGUCGAGUACGGAGAAAUCGAACAAACAGCGGAAGUCAGAGAAUGCACGAUGACAAGAAGCUAGCUAACGUUAGCUUGAGAAUAAAACAUCAAAAGCACAAAAUAGCUAGCGCAUAAGUGUCCCAAAAGAACGGUUAAUGGACGUGUGUUUCUAGUAAAUGUUUAAAUAUUUGUUUAUCCAAAAGAGGGGAUUAGACAUUUGAAGAAAAAAGGAUGGACCCAGCCUUGUUGAGAGAGCGGGAGCUCUUUAAGAAGAGGGCUCUCUCUCAGCCCACUGUUGAGAAGAGACCUGCAGCCUCCGAGUCAGGAGGUUCCAAGAAGAAGAAGUCCAAAGCUGACAGGGAGGCCUCCGGGUCCAAACAUGGCGCAGACACCAGUAAUGGUAACUUUAACCUGAAGGCUCUAACAGGCAGCUCUGGCUACAAGUUUGGUUGCCUGGCGAAGAUAGUCAACUACAUGAAGACCAGACACCAGCGCGGAGACACUCACCACCUGACUGUGGAGGAGAUUCUAGAUGAGACCAAACUACUGGACAUCGGCAUGAAGCAGAAACAGUGGCUGAUGACUGAGGCGCUGGCCAGUAACCCUAAGAUAGAUGUGAGGGAUGGUAAAUAUGCCUUCAAGCCCAAAUACCACCUGAAGGACAAGAGAGCGUUGCUCAGACUGUUGGAUAAACACGACCAGCUGGGACUGGGAGGAGUACUGUUGGAUGAUGUUGAGGAGGGGCUACCUAACUCUGCCAAGGCACUGAAGGUUUUGGGAGACCAGAUCAUCUUUGUGACCAGACCAGACAAGAAGAAGAUUCUGUUCUAUAACGAUAAACACUGCCAGUUCACAGUAGACGAAGAGUUCACCAAGCUGUGGCGUAGCAUCCCAGUGGACUCUAUGGAUGAAGAGAAGAUUGAGGACUAUCUCAAGAGACAGGGCAUCUCGUCCAUGCAGGAGACUGGACCAAAGAAAGUCUUACCAAUCAAGAGGAAGAAGCCAGGUGGACAGAAGAAGAGACGCUUCAAGACUCACAAUGACCAUCUGGCCGGAGUACUGGAGGACUACUCAGAGGGCGUACCCGCUAAGAAGUGAUGCCACUUCCUCUUUCCUGGCCCAGUGAGAGAGGGGUGACCUGGGAGUUGUAGUUUUUGUAGUUUGUUUUGCCGGAAAAAAACUUUUUCUGUGUCUCGCCAAAACUACAAUGAAGAUGAGACUGUCGGUGUCUCAAUUAUCUUGCUUCCUUUCCUUGUCCUUUCCGCCCUGAUAAAGGAGAGGAGAUGAGGAAAGGAAGCCAUUUUGGAACAUUGAGACACAAGAUGGCUGACUGAAGUGAAGUCCUUGCCAAACACUCGCUGUCAUUUAUGAUAAUACUGUACCAAUUGGUUCUGAGCAGUAAUACAAAAGGUGAACGGCUUAGGGUACCAAAAAUUCCGGUAACUUUCCCAGAAUUCACAGGUUUUCCAGAAAUCCCAGUUGGAAUAUUCCUGUAAUGACAAAUUCCCUGGAAUCUGGUAAUACUCCAACGGGGAUGUCUGGAAAACAUUGGGAAUUUCGGGAAAGGUACCGGAAAUGUGUAACCCUAGAAUGGGGCUGUAUGUGUAAAUAUCUUCUUUAUUUUGUCUGCCACACCAUGUGUGUGAAAAAGUGUUUUAAAUAAUAGCUGUCGUAUGAUCUGCUGUGGUUGUUCCCUAUAUUCAUUUACAACAGUGGUCACCAAUGGCAACCCUGGUCCUGGAGAAAUACAGGUUGUGCAGGGUUUUGCUCCAGACCUGCACAAACACUCCUGAUUCAACUAAAGAACUCGUAGAAUCUGCAAUGUUUACUCAGACAAACACUAGCCUGGUCCCAGAUCUUUGUGCUAUCAUUCCAAAACGACAUGACAAGGAGUUGACAUAAUAGCAGAUUUGGGACCAGGCUAGACAAACACCCCACUCCCAUAGAAACUCUUUGUGCCGGCAUACCUAUAUACUACUCAGCUAAUAAACUGUUCAUCAAGACUUUGAUUAGGUGAAUCGGGUGUGUUAGUGCAGGGCUAGAACAAAAGCCUACACAUCCUGUAGCUCUCUAGUUCCUGGUUUGUUGGUAAACCGCUGGCCUCUGAGCUUUCUUCAUUACUGAGCGUGUUACACACAGGACCUUUUCCUGAGGCCUCUCUGACCCACAGGACCUUUUCCUGAGGCCUCUCUGACCCACAGGACCUUUUCCUGAGGCCUCUCUGACGGACACACAAUAAAGUCAUAGACAACA
Molecule: messenger RNA, 2271 nt
Organism: Coregonus clupeaformis (lake whitefish)
Lineage: Eukaryota; Metazoa; Chordata; Actinopteri; Salmoniformes; Salmonidae
Gene: gtf2e2
Product: general transcription factor IIE, polypeptide 2, beta
Exons: 8
Coding region: 250-1116 (288 amino acids)
Biological process (GO): transcription initiation at RNA polymerase II promoter
Cellular component (GO): transcription factor TFIIE complex
Source: RefSeq, a predicted model, not a curated record